AUGAAUAUCUUAAAUCAAAAAUAAGUGUAGGAAAAAUAAGAAACAAUAUGUAAAAUUCAUAAUCUAGAAUUGAUCGCUGUUGACUUUGACUUAUCAGAUAAAUCAUAGAUAUAAUUCUUUUGUGGUAAAUGCUUAGUUGAGAAAAUGAAUAACAAUAAAGUGACUACGAUUGAGUAAUCAAAAGAGAGAAUCUAAUUAGUGAAGGCUUAAUAAAGAGAUAUCAAAACUAAAGAGAAUCAAGCAAGACUAAGCUAUUAUAAAAAUAUAUUAGAUUAAAUUAUGGAUUUCAAAUAAUCAAUAAAUGAUUCUUUGGAGAAGAUGUACAAAUAAAUAUAAUAAUAUAUAUAUCCAAUUUAAAAAGAAAAAUAAGAAAUAUAAGAAUAUGAAUAAUAAUUAAAUUACUUUGAAGACAUAAAAUAAUUGUCUGAAUUAUAUUCUUAAGAGUAAUAGAAAUCACCUAAAUUAAUAGAAGAUAAUCAUUUCAUCAAUGAAAUAUAAAGAUAAUUUGAACUAUUAUUCAAUAGUUCUGAAUACUUUUAGACAUUAGAUACAUUUAAAAAUACAAAAGAAACAAUUAAAGAUAUUAUGGAAAAUAAUGUUAUUGAGUUAAUUCCUUAACUUAUCAAAAAAAAUGAUUAUGUAUAAUCUAUUUAAUAUUUAUAGAAAACACCAAGUUUAAGUAGAAUUUGCAGUAAUCAUAAAAAGGAAAUUAUUAUGAUUGAUAUGGAUUCAUCAACCAAUAAAAUUGAAGAUAGAUUUGCAUGUGUUGACUGUAUAUCUGAAAAUCCAUAAAUAAAAUAUUAAACAAUUGAAAAUGUGGAUAAGUAAUGGAAGGAAUAUAACACAGAAACUGAAAGGAUAUGUAUAUAAUAUAAAAAUGAAAGCAAAGAAAAAAAGUCUGAAUUAUUCAAUUAAUUAGCUCAUAUGAGAAAGAAUUAUAAUAAAAAAUUGAAUGAAAUAAGUGAUAAAUUGAUUACAGAAUAAUUUUUAUCCAUUGUUAAAACUAAACAAUCUAAUUAAAUAAAAAAGAUUUCGAUUUAAGCAUUAGAUGAUGAAUAAUUAUUGAAAGAUUUGAAGUAAUUAAUUGAAAAGGAAAAAGAAAAAGUAUAAUAAAGUUAAAUAAUCACAAAUUUAAAAAAUAAGGAUUAGAUUUUCAAAAAAGAUAUUUAGUAUCAUUUAGAAUCUUUGCAAUAAUAUGACCAAUAGGAUAUUUAAUAAUCAUUGGAUAUAUUAAAAGAUAUUUCAAGUAUCAAAUUUAAUAAUCCUUUUUAUAGUUGAAAAAAAUUUAAUUAUCUAGCUGAUUGAUUUGAUCUAAGAAAUGUAAACAUGUGCAUAAAAAGAUGAAAACUAUAAAAACUAAAUAAAUUUUAUAAAAGAAAUUUAAGAAUUAAUUGAUUAGGCAAAAAAAUAUCAAUGCCAAUUAAAUCUAUUUGAUUAAACUAUCACCAUUUAUUAAUAGCAUGUUUAGAAGAUAGAAUACAUUUAAUAAAAUAUAUAGAUUAAAACUUAAGAUUAAACAAUUAAAUCAGAAUAAUUAAAGUCUUAAUAUUCUAAAUUAUAAAAUAUUUUGAAUGAAUAUUCAAAUAAAUUUGAUAAUAAUAGUGUAUAAUUGAAAAAAUAUUGUACCAUUAAAUAAUUGGAGAAUGACAUAAUAAAAUUAAAUGAAGCUUAUAAAAAAUUAGAAGUUGAAAGUAAUGCUUUAUAAUAUUAAAUAGAAAAUAAUUUUAUUAGUUCUUAGGAAUAGUAAUUUGAGUAGAAACUUAAUGAGAUAAAUGGAAAGUUAUAAUUAAAGGAAAAAGAAUAAAAGGAUAUCAUAGAAUAAUAUUAAUAAACAAUUUUAGAUAAUACAAAUGUUAAAAAGUAAUAUGAAUUAGAUAAGAUGGCAAUUAUGAAGAAAUUGGAAGAUGAAUGUAAUGAUUUUGAUUUUAUUCCUUAGAAAACAAAUUAAAAUAGGAAUUUAAUCAAAAUUUAAGUUAAAAAGAAUCAGAAUUAAAAGAAGCAUUAAGUAAACUUGAUUAAAUUAAUAAAAUUAAAUUAGAAUAAGAAAAAUAAAAUAAAAUUGAAUUAGAAAAAGUAUUAUUAUAAUCAAUUUAUUAUAUUAUUUUUAGAUUCAAUAAUAUAAUAAAUCAUUAUCAUUUUCAAAUACUUAUAAACAUAAUAAUUGUGAACUAAGUGAAUGUACAAAACUUGUGGCAGAAGUUGCUAAUAAUGGUUACUUUUUUUGUCUUUGUGAAUAAGCAAUUCCAAAGACAGGAAAAAUAUAAUUUGCAUUUUAAAUACUUAGUGGAUCAUAUUUUCAUGUUGGAAUAGGAUUUAGAGACAUUAUGUAGAAAAAUAAUUAUUAGGAUUGUUAUUAAACUGGGUAUGGGUAUAUAAUAAUAUUAUAAUAGAACAUAUUUAAUAAGAUAAGAUGGUUAUACUUAUUCACAUCAUAACAAAGAUUUAUAUCAUAAAAAAUUAUCUUUCUAAUUUACAAAUAAUGAUAUAAUAAUAAUUGAAGUAUGUAUUGAACAUAAAUACAUUAAAUGGAGUAGAUAGAAUAAUUCAUAAGCAACAUUUGUUGUAAAUAUAAUAUCGAUUAAUAGUAGUUGGAUAUAGAUACAUCAUAAGAAUUAUAUCCAUGUGUGGGUGUUGCGCAUAAUUCUAAAAUAAAAUUAUUGGAUAAUAUACCAGUUUGA
Molecule: messenger RNA, 2678 nt
Organism: Paramecium pentaurelia
Lineage: Eukaryota; Ciliophora; Oligohymenophorea; Peniculida; Parameciidae
Source: the annotation of a GenBank genome assembly